ACAACGUUCGUCGAAGUCACUAGCCCGGAACGGACAUUCCAGCCGGUGACGGCGGCCAUGCGAAACCAAAUCUGCCGCCACAACGUACACCGCCAUCUCUCGGUGCCGAGUGGAGGUGCGAUGCCUGGGCGAUCUGAACUCUGAUUGGCUGCCGACAUAGCUUCGCCCGUUUGGACCAUGUGGUGCGCUGCGCUCGGCAGGAGCUCGCGGUCUUCUCCUCACUGAUCAUCCAGACGGACCGACCUGUAGUCGGGUGUUGUCGUGGUGCGUGUGUUAUUACGCUCUGGAUGCCUCGCGCCCCGUUGCUGAAUCGGUGGCGACCGAGUGGAGGUGGCUUCCCGUAACACCUGAGAGUGCACCGUGACUCACGUUUACGUUUCUGUUGAUACUCUGUCUUCAUCUACUUCAUCUUUCAACGGUAGUUAUGGUGGCGUCGUCAGGACAUCGUCAAUGUCUUCGUCCUUCGAGGACUCGAUGUGUGACCACGCGUGCUUACUGUGGGUUGUCCGUCACCUCUGGAAUUGUGGUGUGGUGCUUCGUGUGCCUCGUCGGACUAACGCCAGAUGCUAUAUCAGCCGAAGAAACAACCGUGACUGGACUGGUUGGAGACUCCGUGAAGCUGCCCUGCGACGUUGAUACCAAGCGCUGCGGCAACGUGUACUUCAUAACGUGGACUAAAAAUGUGGCCGAUGUCUGGAAAAGGAUCUACCUCUAUAGCGACGCGGUCGAAAAGCCCUUGCAAGAGUUGGCCAACCCAGACAGGGCAGAUUUUUUCCUCAACAACUCCACGGCGAUACUCAAGAUAUCUCCCGUGAGAUUGGCCGACGAGGGCCAGUACAAGUGCGAUGUAACAUACGUUCGCGGAAAGUGUCCUUCCCUCUCCUACGCCAAUCUCACUACUGUCGCAAAGCCUAGUGUACCAGUGAUUGAAACGAAAGGAUCUACGCUAGAAACUGGAGCAGUCGUUGGUCCACUCCAGGAGGGAGACGUCCUGACAAUCACCUGCAAAACGUUUGGCGGGAAGCCUUCUCCUAAAGUCACCUGGUACAAAGGUGGUUCACCAUUGCCGGCCAAGGUGGAGGAAGCGAAAAAUGAGCGAGGCGCCGGAGACGUCAAGGCUACCUUUACAACGGCGCUGCGACGGCAAGACCUCGGUUCCAAGUACGAGUGCGUAACGACGAACGAAGCCCUCGACCAGCCUCUUAAGACCUGGGUUGAAUUGGAUCUACAUGUAAAGCCAGAGGAAUUAGAAACGGAUGUCCCUACAAUGCCCAUCAAGGCGGGCACGGUACUGCGAGUCAAGUGUGUCGUUUCUGGGGCUCGACCAGCAGCCGACGCAACAUGGUACAAUCGUACGGAGCGCAUGAAGCACCAACCUCAGCCGAUGGUUGAACCCCUCGGAGACGGCACAUUUCGCACCACAAGUACCUUGGAGGUGGUCGUGUCCCGUCACGAUCAUGAAGGCAGCUUCACGUGCAAGGGAAGCAACUCUGUGCUGCACAGUUCCGGAGAAGCGCCGCUGGAGAAAACCAUCGAUCUGCUCGUGCAAUAUCCACCGGACGUCAAGAUAGAACAGAGCCGUUCCGGCGUGGUCAAGGAACGAGCUCAUGUGGUUCUUCACUGUUCUUACAUUGCGAACCCGCGCAUGAUCCUGGAUAUGCGCUGGUACAAGGACGACGCUUUGCUGCACAUCGACCAGGACGAGCGGUUGGAGAUCAGCAACCCUGGUCUGCCGACGCUCACAAUCCGCGAGCUCACCCGGUACGACCGUGGCCGGUACGGAUGCGGCCUCAAAAACGAGAUCGGCUGGGGGAACUCUUCAAACACAGCUCACCUAGACAUACUUUACUCUCCGACUGUUGCGGCAGUUGUAUCCCCGCCGUUUUUGCAAGAAGGCUACGGCACUCGCGUCACACUGUCGUGCAACGUCCUGGAGGGUAACCCUGGAACUCUCCGCCGCGUCAGCUGGUAUAAGAACGGGGAGCUCCUCAAUGAGACCACAGAGCGCGUUAUCGUCUGGAUGGACGUCAUGAGGAACUUCACCGGAAACUAUUCCUGUGCAGGCGAGAAUGAUGCCGGAUGGGGGCCGGUUUCCGACCCACAAGAGCUCAUCGUCUAUUACCCUCCUGGUCCUACGAGAGUGGUACACAUGAGUGAAUUUGCAAUCAAAGGUGAACCGACGUCUCUCUCGUGCGUCGUGGAUGAUCCAGGAUUGCCUCCAGCAACACACUACCGAUGGGAGUUUCAGGGAAACGUCUCCAAUACACAAACGGAUUCCAUCUUUACUACGGAGCCUACGAGUCUCUCAUCACGUGGCAACUAUUCUUGCGCAGCUGUCAAUGAUGUUGGAGCUGGCCCGAGUGGAGAGUAUGAACUGCGGGUCCAGGCUCCGCCUGAUUUCAUAGAGCCAUUACCCAUCGAAACUGGAGCCCUGCAGAAUGCGAGCGACGUGAGUCUAUCGUGCCGUGUCGAAUGCGAGCCGACGUGCGUCAUCGACUGGCUGCGUGCAGGCGAACUCAUCGACAAGUACAACCCACAGUUCACCAUCCAGAUGACGCCUCACCCAAUCGAACCCAAGGAGAACCACUUCGCUUCCGUCGUUAGCACGCUUAAGUUCAACAUGACCUUGUGGCCUGGAGGAGUCCUCGAUCGAGUGACCGACAACACAACAUUCACAUGCCGAUCAACCGGCAACCUUGUCGGCAAGGGAGUGUCUUCCACAACUCAUUUUCAAGUCCAGUACCCUCCUGAAGACAUCUGGGUAUCAAGUUUUCACGUCACAGUAGCUGAAGGCAAUACAUCGGAGCCUAUCACGUGCGGUGCUCAGUCGAGGCCUGCCAGCCAAUACCGGUGGAUCUACCAGAACCAAACUAUUUCUGACAGCCCUCAUUUGUUCAUGAACUAUAGCUUGGGCCGUGAGCGUACAGGAAACUACACUUGCGUCGCUAUGAAUCGUCACGGUUCCGCCAGCGCCAACACCUUUAUCAAUGUCACGUAUGCACCAUCUUGCACACUAUAUACCAGCAAGAACGACGAAGGCCAAACGACCAUCAUAUGCGAAGUGGAUGCUAAUCCUCCACGUGUCAAUAUCAUUUGGAUGCGAGGCAAUGAGACUAUUGAGGACCAUAUCUACACAGAGGGCCUGAGAAGUGUCCACACUUUAACCGACUCAUCGGUCACGGAACAGUACGGCACUUACUUCUGUUUACCGAACGGUACGCUUGGAGCCGCUGAAUGCAAGCAGACCAUCAAUGCUCUAGGUGGUGCGUAUAAUCAUGUCUACUUGGACGACGAGCAAGUAAUGAUGAUCACAGGCAUCGCCGGGCUCAUCGUGCUUAUAUUUAUUAUUAUCAUCGUGAUUCUAGUUCUCAUCAUGAAGCGCCGGCGAAAGCGAGACCUGAACAGCCCAGCCAAGGCCAAGGUGGCGGCGGAGCCACUGUACCAGAACGUUGAAGGGACGAAGACGGAAAACGGGCCACCGCCUCUAGGGAAUGAAGCGGAAAACAGGGCUAUGUACGAAAAUAUGCCAUUCCAUCCACAGAGGAAUCCGAAAGGGCCCUACAGACCAGAUAUCAAUGACGAGCUCCUGUACGCUGACAUGUACGAGGAUGUGAAGGCCGGGCGUGUGCCAGACCCACGCCUAGUGAAGCCGCCGCUGCCACCGAAGGCUGGUGCCUCAAUUCCACGGUCCGAGCCGCCUUUGCCACCGAAGGCACGUAAGCGGAAGGACUGACCGUGCCCUCCACGAAAUGAGUUCUGUGACCAAGCGUCUGCGAAACACCCGUCACAGCACCACUCAACUCGAUCGCCGGCUGCCAAGUUCCCUGACAGCGACGCGUUGUUGUUUAGGCUCAUGCAGAAUCGUCACUUCUGGAUGUCGCGUGCUGCAUCAGCGUGGGACAUAUUCUCAAAGUAGAGCCUUGAAAGAAGACACCUCAGUUGUUCAGGGAGGGCCCUCGUUAUUUCGUGCAAUAUUGUGUCCCAGAAAGUCAUGUGGUGUGUUGCAAAAUGCGACCAGAAACAAAGUCCAGUUUGAGUGUGAGCUGCAGUUUUUCAUUGUGAUGUACCAGACCAAAUCAAAGCACGUCAGUUGUUGUCAAGGCACACCGUCAUAUUCCUGUAUGUUUGGUAUUUAGAUAGGGCUUCAGUUUCUGUGGCUGAUGCUGACAGCGACGCGUACAAUCGAAACGCUAAUGACACGGAACGCAGCAGAGCAUCUCAUAACACGAGUCAAUACCGACCAGGGGUACGCUCGAAAAGAUUAAAAACUGUAAUGUAAUAUUCUUUAAUAUGAAUUAGAAAUAGUGCUAUCGGGCACUUCUUGGAAGAGUAUAGACACUGAUCUGCUCUGUCGUCAAAGAAAAAACUCAUAGCAAAAAAAAAAAAAAAAAAAGAAAAACACGCUCUUUCUGUCUUUUUACCAUUUCCAUAUUCUUGCUGUCUGCCAUUCUGUAGCAUACGUUUCACAACUGCACGUACAUCGUUGAGAGUCAGCACGGGUACAGAACGACAACCUUACCCCUAUUAUGCGUGUCUGUAACGUCUUCACUGAUAAGGAACUUGGCGCGCGGUAUGACUGUUGAUUGUGAUCGGCCCUCUUGCCUUUCUGCCGUCACUCCUCCCCAAGACUGGUUCCCACAGAGAAAGGAGCUGAUCGUCGACAGUGUGAAUGGUGUGUGAGCUAUGACAAUGUGCUUCAGUCUCCAUGUAAGUGUGCGAGUGUCUUCACUUCACUUGACUUUAAGCCACCACGAUAGCACAAGGGACGCACCAAAGCAAAGCUGUGCACUGUGCAACAAAAACUGAAAGACAAUUUGCUCGGACUCAGAGACUGAUUCAACUCACCGCAAGUUCCAGGACGUCUCGAUGUAGGACGUCGAUGUUUCUUCGCAAAUGUGGUCACUUCUAGUUGUUGUAUUUGCUUUGAUGUUUUAGCAACUUUGAUUACCUAACAACGUUUUGCUAUUAGCAAAAUUGAAACUAAAUGAGCAAGACGUCACUUUUCUCUAAGGGCCAUAUUGGUCACAAGAAGGUUGCUAUAUUUGAGGUCAUGAAUCAACUCAAGUAUUUCCGUGUUUUGCCUAAAGUGAAAGUGAAAUGACCUGAGAUCUGCAAUGAGUAAUGCAGCGAUGCUCUGAGCGAGUUUGCGUGCUCAGGCUGCGCUACCAAAGACAGUGUACCGGCAUUUCAUGUGAUGCAUCUUUAGUUGCAUCGUCACCUGAUACGAUGUCGGCAAUUUGCACUCUGUUGCUGUUCCUUCGGUUACUUGCACUUAUUUGAAGACAAGGCUCACUGGAAAAGACUGGUGUGAAGUAGAGGUGCGUCAGAAAGGGGAGAUUCACAACUGAACGCAGAAGAAAAUGCAAGACAAACCGUAUUUUCUUGCCCAACCCAAUACACCAAAGAAGUUUACUACAAUCGUUACGUUGCGUAUUCACGUUUUUCUUUGCUCUAUCUUCAAUCUCGAGAGUUUGUUCGCGGUGAUUCCACAUGCAUUGUCCUUCACAUCACGUUUGCACUGUUUCUGACAACAUCACACUGACAGAAAUGUAAAGGUGCUGUGUAAGCCAUUUUCAUGAGACAUGCGUUGAAAGUGCAGUCAGUCAGUGAUUGCUUUCUCUUCUGUUUUUCUUUUGUGUGUUUGUUGCCGCAUUCUUUGGAAUGGCGCCAUAUUUUCUCUCAGUCACCAUCCGAUACGCGUUUCUGGUUAGUCGUUCCCGUACAAAGUGAAGGCUCGUUGACGCUUCAGAGUAAUGGCGUUUCGCAGCAAAAUCGCGAGCAACCAUCACGCGUGCAGUGCGCUGUCUCCCGUUUCUUACGCUAUCGUGAUUGUGCACAUUCACGCGAGCUUUGUGGAAUGAGUACUUCGAAACUUGCGAAACUUCGUUUACUUCCUGGUCGAAGUCAUGACUUGGAUGCGUUUCCUAUGUUUGUGGAAUGUGCUCAACGGACACCACAAGUUGUACACCGAUUGAUGUUGACUACACAGCUUGAAAAAGUGCUUGCUAUGUCUAAUUUAUUGUUUCUCUCUCUCUGUCUUUUUUUAUGGUUACUUCGGAAUAUGGCUUGUAAGCCGUAAGUCAUGUACUAGUCAACAUUAACGCUCAGUGCAGCGAGAAGUAGUUAAUAUAUUUACGAGUGUUUUUGUGUCAGAGAUUUGUGGUUCUUGUUUUGCUUUUAUGAACCUUCUUAUGGAGUUUGUAAAACAUUGCGAAGAAGCGCUUCGCCUUCGCGGAUUGCGAAGCAAAGAAUGUCUUGGAAACAAUGGGUGCCUCACUGUAAAUUACCUGUAAUAUUUUCUAUCAAUUUCCUAUGUAAGGUGAACACCGACCGACAUGAGAAUAAUAGUUGAUAAAUAAAUUGCACCGAAACUCGA
This is a messenger RNA of Ornithodoros turicata, 6376 nucleotides long. RefSeq names its product hemicentin-2-like. The transcript is spliced from 13 exons. Bases 425 to 3733 code for a protein of 1102 amino acids. Lineage: Eukaryota; Metazoa; Arthropoda; Arachnida; Ixodida; Argasidae. The record is from RefSeq and is a predicted model, not a curated record.